AUGUGGUGGAUCACACUGAGUCUGGUGCUGCUCUACAGCGCCACCUUCAGUGUUUUUGGCUUACCUCCUGAUGUGAGCUGUAAAAACAGAGAGGGCAACGAUAUCGACUGGUUCAUCAUUUACAAAUCCCCUGUGGUGGAAUACAGGCGCACUGGUCUGAGUUACAUGUACUUCGACAUUUUGUUUCAGCCCCCAAGUUUCGGGUUUCUGAGCUACAGUGACCAGCCUCCAGGAGCCAGUGCCAACAUCAGACUGUUUGGACACAGCAAAGGUGUGGUGAUGGGGGACAUCAGUUCUCAGACUGCUCUGUGGAUCACUCACAGCACUCCUCAGUUCCCGUUCAGGAGGGACCAGAACCGUUUUUGGCCUGACAGUGGAAAUGUCAAUGGCCAGAGCUUCAUGUGUGUGUCUCUGCCUUUCUCUGAGCUCAAAGGUUUAGGGGAACAUCUACAGAACAUCCAGGCGUAUCCGUAUGAUUACGACCUUCCCGACACUUUUCCAGAUGAGUUGAAGAACGCAGCCAAAUGGGUCAAGUCCUCCACAAGUCAGAGCAAACUACGAGUAAUGCACACCAGAGGAAACCAGGAACUAAACCUUAUGGCCAAACCGCUCGGACACAAUGCUAGUGAUGGAGACCUGUACGUGAAGCUGGCCAAUGCAUUCAAUAGUGACAUGUCUGUUCAGACCUGGGGAUGCCAACGGGGAGGAGAUAAGAGCUUCUGCCCGACAGGGCAAUGGAAGGUGAUGAACGUGGAGGAGAUCAGCACAGCCCCGGCCACGUGGAAAACCGAGCAAGACCACUCCAAAUGGGGCGUGACCACCAGACAGAAUAUCGCCUGGACCUGUUUCGGAGACGUGAACCGAUCUGAGUCACAGUACCAGCGCUGGGGAGGAGCUCUGUGCAUCAACGACGCACAAGUCAACGAUGCCUUCAAGAAGUUCAUCAGUAAACAGCUGCCAUGUCGCAAACGCCCUCUGACCUGUCCCGACUCUGACUUGUUUGACGCUACCCGCACUGCCUCCUUUGGUUAAUGUCCAGAUCCCAGUCUGUCCCUGUGUUUCUGUGCUGUCUGAAUCAGUGUCUGAAUCUUCCAGAUGUUA
Periophthalmus magnuspinnatus is the source of this 1101-nucleotide messenger RNA. Its product is annotated as plancitoxin-1-like. The record is from RefSeq and is a predicted model, not a curated record. The coding region runs from base 1 to 1032 and encodes 343 amino acids. The transcript is spliced from 7 exons. Gene Ontology annotation, biological process: apoptotic DNA fragmentation. Gene Ontology annotation, molecular function: deoxyribonuclease II activity. NCBI's taxonomy places the organism in Eukaryota, Metazoa, Chordata, Actinopteri, Gobiiformes, Gobiidae.